AUGGCAGAAGUUAUGAACGCCAAGAUUUCAAACACUUCUAAACAGUGUCUAUUAUAUCAAGUCAGCCAAGACCCCGGACUGCCUCGGCCGCGGCCGACGACAGCAUUCUGGCAGGUCCCGCCGCACCCAACACUGGCGGACAAGCAAUCUCACCAGCUCCCUGCGAGCACGGCUGUUGCAAUUAUCGGGUCCGGUAUCACAGGAUGCAGCGUGGCCAAGCAUCUUUUAGACCUGUCCGCUACUGACGGUGCCAUGACUGUGUCGGUAUUUGAGGCACGCACGCUGGUGAGCGGUGCUACGGGUCGCAAUGGAGGGCUGCUGACUUCGUUUGUACCAGAAGAGUUUGGCGAUUUAGUCGAGCACUAUGGCACGGAGGAGGCUGUCAAGAUAGCGCGGUUUGUAAAUCGGAACCUGGAAAAGGUGCACGAGCUGGCGAACGAGUCGCCGGAGCGCAAGGAAUAUAGCCAGGUGCGGCGCCUUCGAGACGUCGUCUGCUUCAGCAACCCUGAGGACUUUGCCCAAGCAAAAGAGUCGUGGGCCCUAUACGAGAAGCAUGUUCCAGAGGACAGGGGGAAGACGGAGUUUCUUUCUUCGGCAGACGCCGCGCAGAAAUACAAUGUCCGCGCGCCGGCAGGGGCUGUGACUUUUCCAAAUGGUGCUGGAUGGCCAUAUCGACUGAUAACAGAGGUGUGGUCUCAGCUAAAUGAAGAGUACCGGUCCCGACUGCGUAUCGAGACCAAGACGCCGGUCGAGAGCAUCACGUAUGACGCCUGUGACACGGCAUAUCCAUACAUCUUGCACACGCCAAGAGGAGACGUCAAGGCGACCAAGGUGAUACAUGCCGCAAAUGGGUACGCCGGCCACCUGCUGCCGUCUCUUCGCGGUGCGCUUUAUCCGCUCCGUGGAAGCAUGUCAGUGCAGAAAUCGACGCCGGAAUUUGGCCGGCACGGCGCCAACCUGACGUGGAGCAUGACAAACAGGAGAGUUUACGAGCCGGAAACUGAUGUUCUAGAGGCGGGUACGUAUUACGCGCACCAGAACGCGAUUACGGGCGACAUAUUCCUUGGGGGUGAAAAGACUAAGGCGAGUGCCUUCUUCGUCACCGACGACACCGAGAUGGACGUGAACUGCCGAGAGAACUUUGCAGCUCUUCUGCCGCGCUACUUCAUCCACGGCUGGUGUGAAAGUGACGGUGGUGGCGGAGGAAGAGCAAUGGACCCUGAGAUUUGCGCAAUGUGGACUGGCAUCAUGGGCUUCACGGGAGAUCGCCUGCCGCUGGUCGGGCCACUGGACGAGGGCGCGACGCGACGCGGCGGCGAGGGCGAGUGGAUCGUGGCUGGCUUCAACGGCUACGGCAUGUCGCUGUGUUGGGCGUGCGGCGAGGCAGUGGCCAAGAUGGUGUUGGGGAUGGACGUGUCCGAGUUUCUGCCAUCGGCGUUCCUUGCGACGAGGAAGCGGAUUGAACAGCCGGCGCGGCGAGGGCCGCUAGAGGCCGUUCUCGAUUUGCUGGAUGCGUAA
Molecule: messenger RNA, 1518 nt
Organism: Cordyceps fumosorosea ARSEF 2679
Lineage: Eukaryota; Fungi; Ascomycota; Sordariomycetes; Hypocreales; Cordycipitaceae
Product: FAD dependent oxidoreductase
Exons: 2
Coding region: 1-1518 (505 amino acids)
Cellular component (GO): cytoplasm
Molecular function (GO): oxidoreductase activity
Source: RefSeq, a predicted model, not a curated record